Stylonychia lemnae is the source of this 414-nucleotide messenger RNA. The record is from the annotation of a GenBank genome assembly. Lineage: Eukaryota; Ciliophora; Spirotrichea; Sporadotrichida; Oxytrichidae.
AUGUUCUCUAACACAAAGAUCACAUCUUGCAGUUAAGUUUUAAUAAAAAAUGGCUAAGCAGUCUGUGUUGGAUUUAGAUCAGCUCCAAAUAAACCUAUCGAUUCUAAAACCAAAAGAUCUGCUGAAAACAUGGAUUAAUUCAAAGUAAGGUAAAAUCUCCAUGUUGGGAUGAUAAAGAAACCUCUUGAGCCUUACCAUCCAAAUGCCCACAGAAGUAGAUUACCCUCACCCACUGUCGUAAUGCCCUAUAAGAAUUCUUCAUAAAUUGUAAUUGGAGACAGAAGUUCAUUCAAUAAAAAGCAAUUUGUGUCAACUUAAUAAGCAAAUCACUAAGCAGUUUAAAAUUUCGGCACUUCUAAUCCAGGUAUUGUUGCAGAGAAAACAAAAAGAUAAAAGCAUUUAAUAAAUCUAUGA